UCACUACCUCUAAUAGAACCUCUCUAUCUUUCUCACUUUAUUUUAUUUUAGUUUUUCUAAUUUUAAUUUUAAUUUUUUCUAUUCUUUCUUUUAUUAUUUUGUUGUGACUUGAAAAGCUUCUUUCCUUCCUGAAUGUACACAGCUUAGUCUCAGAGAGAGAGAGAGCGAGAAAGAGAAAGAGCGAAAUUAAGAUAGUUUGUUGAAGUCCCGCCACCAUGGGUGCUCUAGCUCCUGUCACUCCUUGGAUUCCUGAAGAUGACUUUUUGCUGAAAAACGCCGUCGAGCAAAUAUACUAUCUCUGUUAAUAGAUUUUGAAAUCAAUGGAUUUCUUGUGUUUAAGCAUAAAUAUUUUGGCAUAAAAGAAACAGUUUUCUAAUUUCCAAGUGCAUAUAUUUUUUCACUGCCAUUAAAAGGGGAAAAAAAAAAAAAAAAGGAAAGGAAAAGAGAAGAAAAGAAAAGAAAGGAAAACAUGUCUAACCAAAACAUUCUAGGGGUAGUUUUUUCUUUUUUGCUUAAGAUUCUAGGUCUUGUUUGGCAUAGCUUCUGGGAGUGUUUGGACAAUAUUCAAGAAGUACUUCUGGCAUCUAGAACCACUUCUAACUAAAAUCAAUGAAGAGUGGCUUCCUCAAUAAGCACUUUUGGAGAAGCAGAAGAAGAAGCCCUUAUUUAGGCUGGUGCUUCCUUGGAGUCACUUGCUAAAGGUGCUGUGCAAUUUUCUCGCAGAUUUACUGUUCGAGAACUGCAAGAUCGGUGGCUUUCUCUCCUUUAUGAUCCUGUUGUUUCUGCAGAAGCUUCUGCUUGUAUGAUUGAGUUUGAGCAUUCUGCGUCAAUGCUUCCAUCUAAGUUUGAUAAAAUUGCAAAUUCAAAAGAAAACAAGUGUGUUUCUGGGAAGAGGAAAGUUGAAAGUGUCCGUAGUUGUUACUAUGCUCGGCGUAAACGGAUCUGCAAUGAACCCUUUAAUUCCAUGGACCUCAGCUUUCUUGUUGCACCUGGUAGUAGCAAUUAUGUAGUAAACGGAGAUGAGCAUCUAUCUGCAAAUUGCAUGCCUGGGGAUCCGAUGUCAAAUCCUUUUGGAUUUGAGGGGUCGGAUAUGGAUGCUAUAGACCAUGCUUUUCCUCAAAAUAUGAUUGAUAGUGGUGAUGCGGCAGUCCAUAACUUCCAUUUAGGAGUCCAGAAUCCUGUUGCAGGAGGUUUUCAUAUUGAGCAAAAUAACACACAUAAUGAAAUUCCUCAUAUUUUUGGGGAGAAUCCUGUUGCAGGUACUGGCUCUGGGAUUGAGGACUUGGGACAAUCGAAAGAAUUGCCAGUAUGUGACUUCUUUAAAGCUGAUGACUUGGGAAUGAAAUCCCCAUCUGCAUUUGAUCAUAUUAAUAGUGACCAGCCAAAUAUGUGCUCCGAUUUUGAAGGGAAUAAGGUCUUUAAUUCACCUAUUUCAGAAUGUGGAGCAUCAUUUAGCAGCUUGGAUUAUUCAUCUCCACUUCCUGGGAUGUCAAUGUGGAGAACAGUCUCAGCACCAGCUUUGCCAGUUGACUUCAGUCUUAAAGAUAAAGAUCUGUGCACUGGAGGUUCUUUUGAACUUCCUGAUGAUUAUGAUGCUAAAAAUACAGGAACAUCAGGGUAUGAUGUGCCAUUGGACAUUGAGGUGAAAACCGAAAUGGAUUUGGAUGAUUUCAAAGGUGAUAGUAACCGCGAAGGUUAUUUGGCAGAAUUAUCUAAUUCCUUAAUGGACUUUACCAAUGAUGAAGAAUUCCAAUGCAUGAAUUUUGAUGGAAAAGACCUAGGUAAGUCUUACUUUGAUGGCCUGAGCUCGCUUUUGUUGAAUUCACCAAAUGAUGUUGGUCAAGAUAACAUCAAUAAUAUAACUGAAGCAGAGACAUCAAUAGCUCCGGAUGUGUGUAUUACAAGUUCUUCUGGUGUGUGUCCUGGAGAACUAGAUGACAUUGGGGGCUCUCACAAUGUUGAUGGACAAAUGUCUUGCAGUUCAGAGACUCAGAUGGAAUCAUCUAUACUAGCUUCCAGUUUUCAAUUUCCUGAAUUGAAAGAUGGAGUUAUUAACUGCAUGUUAAACACAGAAGACCCGGAAAUUCCAUGCAAUGAUGAUAUAUUUCUUCCAAAUCAUUUGUCCCAGACGAUGAUGCCCUCUACAGCUGAACAGAAGUUUCAAGAAGCUAAUAACACCAUUUCUUCAUCUCCUAAGGAUUUCUCUGGCAUUCAAAAAACUAGUGAUAGAGGACCAAGCCUUAUGCACAAAGAACGAAAUGCUCCUGGAAAAUCUCAUGCAUCUUCUCAAAUGUUGUGUCCAAAUAUGCAGGAAAUAGGCUCAAAACCUUCUCUUGUUAAUUUUGGGGUUAAAUUUGAGCCGUCUAAGCCUGAGUUACCUAAUGUAAUUUCUAAGGCUGUAGGUAUUGCCAGUGGUUGUCCAGAUCAGAUUGGUAUAGAAAAUGUAAGAACAAAAGUUUCCCCUGAAAUGCAUGAAAAUGGUAAAGAAAUUGUAUUCACAAAGCAUCUCACCGCAACUGAUCGUUUUAUAGAGAAGCAAGCUUUUGAUUCUGAGAGCUUUAAAAGCUAUUCUCAGACAAAUGCUAGUGGAAUUAAAGAGGAACAUGAUGUGUCAGUUGCAACUAGAGAUCAGCAAUCAAUACAUACAGAAGUAGCAUCCAUGAACAAUGUUGUCCCAGAACCAGCUUUAAAUUCUCCAAUUCCAGAACAGGAUGGGAUGCUUAUUGAGAGUGAUGAUGAUGUACCUUGUUAUUCAGAUAUUGAGGCAAUGAUACUUGAUAUGGACUUGGAUCCAGAUGACCAGGACUUGUAUGCGAGGGAGGAAGUCUUAAGAUAUCAGAAUGAGUCCACUAAAAGGGCCAUCAUAAGGCUGGAACAGGGUGCUUAUUCUUAUAUGCAGAGAGCUAUUGCAUCUCAUGGAGCACUUGCCAUUUUAUAUGGGCGCCACUCAAAGCAUUAUAUUAAGAAACCUGAGGUUUUGCUUGGUAGAUCAACAGAAGAUGUGACUGUUGACAUUGACUUGGGAAGAGAAGGCCGUGCUAAUAAAAUAUCCCGACGGCAGGCAACUAUUAAGUUGGAAAAAGGAGGAUCAUUCCAUCUCAAAAAUCUAGGAAAGUCUGCAAUCUCCAUUAACGGCAAGGAAGUAGGCCCUGGACUGAGUGUAAGCCUUAAUUCCAAUUGCUUGAUUGAGAUAAGGGGAAUGCCAUUCAUAUUCGAGACAAACCCCACUCGCAUCAAGCAGUAUCUGGAUAGCAUCACGAACAUUGCUCAAAUACAGGAGCACCAAUUGUGAAUGAUUAACUCAGACGCCAAAAACAGUGAUCCUAUCAAAAGUUCAGGCUAAUCUCUCUCCCUCUCUCUCUCUCUCUCUCUCUCUCUCUCUCUCUCUUUUCAAUAUAUAUAUAUAUAUAUAUUUUUUUUUUUUGGGGGAAAAAAAAAUUUAUGGUGCAAAUGAUAAUAGCAGGUCAAUACCAAAUGUCAAAAGUUUUUUUCAUUUUUAUUUUUCAUCAAUUCAUUUCUAAGAAAAUUUUCUUGUGUAACAGUUCGGUAAUGUGGUAGAAGACAUGAGUAGAAUCAGUUCUAGUCAAAUGUAUAUGUUCUAUAAGUUAUCUGAUUGAAGCAGAUUUUCUAUAAUUUUUCAUGUA
Molecule: messenger RNA, 3644 nt
Organism: Ziziphus jujuba (common jujube)
Lineage: Eukaryota; Viridiplantae; Streptophyta; Magnoliopsida; Rosales; Rhamnaceae
Exons: 8
Coding region: 803-3292 (829 amino acids)
Biological process (GO): positive regulation of transcription by RNA polymerase II
Cellular component (GO): Ino80 complex; MLL1 complex; NSL complex
Molecular function (GO): G-quadruplex RNA binding; protein binding
Source: RefSeq, a predicted model, not a curated record